Pimephales promelas (fathead minnow) is the source of this 1536-nucleotide messenger RNA. RefSeq names its product PAXX non-homologous end joining factor (gene paxx). Gene Ontology annotation, molecular function: molecular adaptor activity. Gene Ontology annotation, cellular component: nonhomologous end joining complex; site of double-strand break; nucleus. Lineage: Eukaryota; Metazoa; Chordata; Actinopteri; Cypriniformes; Leuciscidae. The record is from RefSeq and is a predicted model, not a curated record. Gene Ontology annotation, biological process: double-strand break repair via nonhomologous end joining.
CUGACUGGCUGAGCGUUUAAAUGGCGCCCUUGUUGUUUAUGGUGAACAGUUCCUAGUUGAAAAGCAUGCAGUUUUCACUUUUUAUGUGAUUGUACGGAACAUCAGUAUGACUCAGAUUAACCCCGAGGUAAAAUAUGUUGUCUGCACAUUGCUGGAUAAAAACGACCAGUCCAAGUAUGUGUUUUUUACGCAAAAGCGAUCAGCAGGAGACACAAACAUAGGAUUUACCAAUGGUGAAGAUGUUUGGAAAACUCAUCUUUCAGAGGAGAUUGUGUCCCAGCUUUUUAAGAAGUUUGCCUUAAAAUCCACAGAGGAUUAUACCGUCAAGCUCAAAUGUGCAUGUAAGACUGGCAGAGCAUUUGUGAAGCUGCAGGAGGACAGUGCUGUGCUGCAUUUAGGAUCUGAACCAACAGACCUCAGUCUGUCUCUUUCAAAACUCACUGACUCAGAGGGAAGGACAGAAGUCAAGGAGCUGCUAUUUAAAAUGGCUGACAACCUGCAACAGCUAGAAAGUCAAGGAGCGUCAUCUUCAUUUAGUCCAGUCAAGAACCCUCAGAAGAAGAGUUCUGAAUUUGAACCUAGAAAACAGCACACGGGUCCAACAGUAGCAGUUAGAAAACGUCUUCCUGGGGAUUCUCUCAUCAACCCUGGAACAAAAAGAAAGAAACCUGCAACAGGUGUGGCCUUCGAUGAUGGAGACGAUGAAUGAUGAUAUCGUGAGCUUUUAUUAAACAUGAAUUGUCUAUUUUUUAACCACCUCAACACUAUCAGUUUUUAAAAUAUAAUUGCAUAGCAAUUACACCACAAACUGUUUUAAGUCAUCAUGCAUUUUUUUUUCUUUUAAUUGUGUUGCAAAUAAAAAAAGGCAUUUUUAAAUUUAAGGAUUAUAACUGAAAAUGUUUUAUUAUUCAAACGACUGUGUACAAAUAAAAGUCACAAAAUCAAUUGAACAAUUUAUUGAUUUAAUUAUUAUCUUUUCCCCGUUAAUAUUAAAAACACCAGUUCACCCCAGUUAGAACAAGAGCAUGAAAACGAUAAAGGUAAUUGAAAACAAGCUGAAAAGGUCCAGUCAAUCUUGUUACAAGGGAAUUCACCUGAACAUAGGUAUUACUGGAUGAAAAAACGUUCAUAAAUAUUGAAUCAUAUUCAUAUGUACUGAAGUUACAUUCCAAAGCACUUACUAGAAAGAUAAAACUAAAUCACCUCCUUAACCACAAUGCUAUUUUAUAUGAUACAGAACCACACUCAUGUUUGCUGGUGUCUUAAAUCACUGCACAUGUUCAUUUCCAAAGUGAAAAGCAGCUAGCACUGAUCUUUAGUUAGGCUGUUGAGGUUCUCGUUAGCAGGAAAUCUUAUUUUGAGGAAAACUUUUAGCAGGAAAGGAGACUUUGAGUGUUCAGAGUUCAUUGGGUCAGUUUUCACAUAGCUGGUCACAAUUCAUUUACACAUUUCAAAAACCGCUUCAUUUCCCUUUGGUCAUCAUCGUACAUAAAAAUGCACCGACGGCCUCCUCAUCCGUCUUUGCUUUCCUCUCUU